AUGAUAUGGAGGGGAUUGGAACACCUGAAUCACAUGAUUUGGAGGGGAUUGGAACGCCUUAAUCACAUGAUAUGGAGGGGAUUGGAACACCUGAAUCACAUGAUAUGGAGGGGAUUGGAACACCUGAAUCACAUGAUAUGGAGGGGAUUGGAACACCUGAAUCACAUGAUAUGGAGGGGAUUGGAACACCUGAACCUCAUGAUAUGGAGGGGAUUGGAACGCCUGAAUCACAUGAUAUGGAGGGGAUUGGAACACCUGAAUCACAUGAUAUGGAGGGGAUUGGAACACCUGAAUAACAUGAUAUGGAGGGGAUUGGAACACCUGAAUCACAUGAUUGGAGGGGAUUGGAACACCUGAAUCACAUGAUAUGGAGGGGAUUGGAACACCUGAAUCACAUGAUUUAGAGGGGAUUGGAACACCUGAAUCACAUGAUAUGGAGGGGAUUGGAACGCCUGAAUCACAUGAUUGGGAGGGGAUUGGAACACCUGAAUCACAUGAUAUGGAGGGGAUUGGAACACCUGAAUCACAUGAUAUGGAGGGGA
This is a messenger RNA of Staurois parvus, 542 nucleotides long. NCBI's taxonomy places the organism in Eukaryota, Metazoa, Chordata, Amphibia, Anura, Ranidae. The record is from the annotation of a GenBank genome assembly.